ACGUAGCACAUAAACAGAUUUAAAAAAUAUGUACAAUGUAUAUGCAAUGUAUUGUCAAUACAUGUAUGUAUGUGACGUCCUGAUCUAAAAUGGUAUUAGACGUAAGGAAAACUGGCUACUAUAUUGCAUAUGAUAGUACAAUUGAUAUACGCAUAUGGCAUUUGGAAUAGGACACCUUUACAUGUAUUCCGUUAUAUGGAGUACCACUAAUGUUUCGUAAGCGGUAGCGCAGGACCUCAGGAGUUCGAUAUCAGAGCUAGAGAAGGCUGAGAGAUAACACGGCUCGGUUUUAGAUGAUCCUUGAACGCGAUACGCCCUAUGUGGAUCUUGAAAAUCAUGCACAUAAACUACGUAGCGAAUAUGCACGUUUGGGCGAGCAGUUGGGUACACUGAUAUAGUAUCGAGAUAUUAAAAGGCAAAAAAGAGAAAGGCCAACUACCUGAGUUUCUACCUGAGUUUAUUCAGAACAAAAACCGCUCAAACAACAUAUAAAACUACUUACUGUGAAAGUAUACUGAAAAAUAACGCUUGCUUCAAAAUUGUAUAAUUUGGUUUCAAGUUCAUCAAUUUUAAUUUUGUAAAAUGGAGGCUACUUUUGAAAGUUCUAUUUCAAAGAUUAAUCAGAUAUAGCGAGGAGAAUCCAUAAGAGAAUAUGUAUUUGUCGAGCAAAGUAGGGGAAACGAGUGCUAGUGAAAGACAUUAGUCGUGGAACAAUACGUCACUUCAGUAUCAAGUGGCACUUCAACAAGAGCACACGCACUCUUCUAAUCUGCCGAUUUAUAUUCCACAACGCGCCUUUUUAAUAUUGUGAAAUCUAUUGUGACUUUUUUUGUAAUUUGAUCGUGAUUUUUAAUAGAAAUAUACAAAGCAGAAAUGAAAAAACAUAUUGACGAUGUUCAAACGGAGACCGUUGAGGAACAUUUUAAAUUACUUUUAGAAGAUAACAGCGUAAUUAAUCCAAAAUCAACCGAUGUAACACUUAACGACCUUCCAGUAUGGUAUAAUAAAGACUUAUAUAAAAAAGCUCAAGACUAUUAUAAACAAAAUAUGAUGUCGAUAAUAGCGGCACAUACAGUAGGACUUAUUUUAGUGUUUUCUGUGGAAACUAUACUAAAGGUUCUCAUAUGCACAAAACGAAGUAAUACCGUUUGUUUGGCUUUUAAAAGAUAUAUUGAAACUCUCUUACACAUACAUAAUUUAUAUAUGUGCGAUCCAAAUGAUACAAAUUCUAAGUGGUACAAAACGAUGAAUGUAAUUCGUUGGCAUCAUAGAAUAGGAUCCAAAAAAUCAAAAAAUGCUGGUAUUGGAGAAAUUUCUCAAAGAGAUAUGGUACUUACUCAAUACGCUUUUGUGGGAUUUGUUUUAAUUACGCCUAAGAAUUUUGGAUUGAGCAACACAUUAGAAGAAGAUGAGGCAUUUUAUCAUUUCUGGCGUGUAAAUGGUUACAUGUUAGGAAUCUUUGACAGAUUUAAUUUGUGUCGCAAAAAUGUAAAAGAAACCGCCGAAUUAUGUCAGAAAAUCAAUGAUUUAUAUAAAACUUAUUUAAGUAAAACUUCAGUUUUACCUGAGUUUGAUCUUUUAAUAUCAAAUGCGUUAGAUGCAUUAUGGUAUAUUGAUAUCACCGCGGAUAAAGAUGCUUUCAUGGCAUUCACCUAUACAUUACAUAAUCUCCCAUACAAAAAGCUGGGAUGGAUCAGUUGGUUAACUUUUCAAUACCGCGCAUGGCUGUUUUAUCUACGUCUUGUUCCUUAUAUCGGAGUAAUAGUAAGAUUAUACACUUAUUAUUUGUCUUUAUUUCUACUUUGGAGUUUGCAAAACUUUCCUAUACUUGCAUGGUUGAAAUUUGGGAAACAUAAUGUUCAAAUCAAUUUGUAUCCUAAAUAUUAACAAUUUAAACUCUUACGUUUAUAGAGAAACAAAGGUUUUUAUCAUUUUAAAAAUUAUAUACAAUAUUAUUUAUAUAUUUUGAUCUUUUUGUUGUGAGAAAUUGCGGUGCAAAAUGCGCAUAUAGGCAAUAAAUAAUUAACCAAUUGUAGAUAAUGACUCCUUACUAAAGAAUAAUUAUUAAAAUUAUUAAAAUGCUGAAUUGUUUUAGAAUAAAAAAAAUAUUGAUUAA
Messenger RNA from Monomorium pharaonis (pharaoh ant), 2116 nucleotides. RefSeq lists its product as uncharacterized. The record is from RefSeq and is a predicted model, not a curated record. The coding region runs from base 874 to 1887 and encodes 337 amino acids. NCBI's taxonomy places the organism in Eukaryota, Metazoa, Arthropoda, Insecta, Hymenoptera, Formicidae. The transcript is spliced from 11 exons.